CUUCAUUAUCUACAGCAGGGCAAGGUACUGCUACUUAAGGAGGGAUAAAAGAAGAAACAGAGGAGAGGGGGAUAAAAGGAGGUUUGGAGAAAGAGAAAAACUUAUACAGAGAGAGAGAAACAAAGACAAGGGAAACAGACAGCGAGAGAGAAGAAGUGAAAAAAGGCAAAAAAGAAGAUACUUUGAGAAAACCCCGACAAAAUCAGAGGUGAAGUGUGGAAAAAGGGAGGGAGGAGAGGAAAGGAUUGUGGUGACUUGUGGACCAAAGAGGCAGAGAAAUAAAAGACGAGUGUCGAGAAAAGAAAAAGAGGGGGAAAGAGAGCGGCACUCUAUAGAACCAAGAGAAAGCAAGAAAGAGAGAGCGUGACAGACAGCUGGCCCAGGAACAACAGAUAAAGAUGCAUGCCUUCCUGUUACUUGGCUGCUUUGUCCUUGCUGCGACAGAGUACUUCCUUGGCUCUGCCCACAUGAUCCCUGAUGAGAGACUUUCCACCAACAGAGUUGUUGUAUCUAACGCUCUGACUCAAAACCUUGAGAUAGGCUCACCUCCUGUAGUUAUUGUAGAGUUGCCUAAAUCAGCUAAGAAGAACAAGAAAACAAAGAAACAAAAAAAGAACAAAUUCAGCGUGAAGAAGCGCCCUCCUCCUCCUGCUGACUGCAUUCCCUUGUGGGGAAGCUGUAAAUCUCCAGGCAAUGUGUGCUGUGAUUUCUGUGCCUUUUGCCAGUGUCGGCUCUUCAAAACUGUCUGUAUCUGCCGAAUGGGCAACCCUCGCUGCUGAACAGCCAGCUGCAGCCCAAACCAGCUCCAAGCUAACAGAACAAAACUUCAUGCUAAAGCAAACCACUUGCGUGAACACUGUGAGAAGUGAAUCAUUUCUAGUGCUUGGUUAACUUUGCCUAAAAUACAUUUCAUAAAAGCACUUUAUCACAAAGAACUGCAUCACAGUGAACUUUCCUAAAACUUACAGGGUUUACUGCUUAUAGCACUGUAAGAAAAAAUCACAAAUAAAAGUUUAAAAUAAACUUUUAGCACGCAUAAAGAGGAUAUAGUUGCUCAAACUAUUUUAUAUAUUGCUUUACUUUUACAUAAAUGUGCAGUAGCAUACUUUAAUUACAAUGAGUAUCAAAUAUUUUAUGAAGCCAUGUAUGAAUUAAGUUGUUACACAACCUUUUAUAAAAAGUGUUAUUGUUUUAUUUGUGUCUAUACGACAGGACCAAUUUCAAGUAUUUUAUUUAAUCUUAGCUGUUGACUUGGAUCUCCACCAAAGUGUUAUACUGUAAAACUUUGAUUAAUAGCCCGGGCUUUUAUUUACUAAAAUCACUGAUUUGACCCUGCCUAUAUUUGGGACAGACGUCCAUAUAGGACAGGCCUUUAAUUCCUCUUGCACAAA
Micropterus salmoides (largemouth bass) is the source of this 1391-nucleotide messenger RNA. RefSeq names its product agouti signaling protein 1 (gene asip1). Gene Ontology annotation, cellular component: extracellular region. Bases 399 to 779 code for a protein of 126 amino acids. Lineage: Eukaryota; Metazoa; Chordata; Actinopteri; Centrarchiformes; Centrarchidae. Gene Ontology annotation, molecular function: neuropeptide hormone activity; melanocortin receptor binding. The record is from RefSeq and is a predicted model, not a curated record. Gene Ontology annotation, biological process: hormone-mediated signaling pathway; melanosome organization; positive regulation of melanin biosynthetic process. The transcript has 4 exons.